AUGAGGUUCCUUGCUUGGCCGAUCAAUUGGCUGGUUAAAAGUCAUAAGCGCGAACACAACAAUCUAACUUUAUCCAUUCAAGCCAAUAAGUGGCUUGGUGGUGGCAUGCCUACGCAAUCUAAAAGAAGGACAAAAUGUUCCUUCAAUCGACCUACCCGGUUGAAAAGAGGGAAACAGAAUCGAUCCAAGAAAGAGAUGUUUAGGAGUAAAUUGAAAACAAAGGAACAUGCAUAUGCUAAUAAUGAUCUGGACAAAUACUUGAGUGAUGGAAUUGAGGAAGAAUCUCCAAACUUUAAUGUAUUGGCUUGGUGGAAAGGGAAGUAUGCAACCUACCAUGCACUUGCAAUAAUGGCACGAGAUGUUUUAUCAAUUCCAGUGACAUAUGUUGCUUAUGAAUCUGCUUUUAGUACUGCUGGAAGAGUUCUUGACCCAUUUCGAAGUUCCUUAACACUAAAUAUCGUGGAGGCUUUGGUGUGUACCCAAGAUUGGUUAAGAUAUUCCAAACAAGAGUGUGGGAGUGUUGAAGAACAACUUGAAGAGCUUAAGGAAAUUGAAAUUUUGUAA
Molecule: messenger RNA, 564 nt
Organism: Prunus dulcis (almond)
Lineage: Eukaryota; Viridiplantae; Streptophyta; Magnoliopsida; Rosales; Rosaceae
Product: zinc finger BED domain-containing protein RICESLEEPER 4-like
Exons: 2
Coding region: 1-564 (187 amino acids)
Molecular function (GO): protein dimerization activity
Source: RefSeq, a predicted model, not a curated record